AUGCGCGUCUCGACCCAACUCUCAGUGCUGCUGGCUGCGGCCAGCGCCCAUGUCUCUGCCCAAGACACAGGCGAGCUUGGUGAUGCCGCCGAGGUGAACAACAACCCCGCUGGCGUCGUGUACAAGGCGACCCUGCCGGAGGCUGCCUUCUUCGAGCCCACCUACCCGGACGGCGACAACAUCAAGGGUGAUGUCACGGCCGAGGCGAACCCCGACGGCGGCGUGCGCUUCACCCUGAAGCUCAGCAACCUGCCCGAGACGGGCGGCCCAUUCUCCUACCAUCUGCACGUGGACCCCGUGCCGGAGAACGGCAACUGCACGGCGACGCUGGCGCACUUGGACCCGUACAUCCGCGGCGAGGCGACGCCCUGCGAGAAGGAGGCGCCGGCGACGUGCCAGGUGGGCGACCUGAGCGGCAAGUACGGCUCCAUCACCCCCGACGAGGAGGGCGCCUUCGAGGCGACCUACGUCGACCUGUACGCCUCGACCCUCGAGGGCAUCGGCGCCUUCUUCGGCAACCGCAGCAUCGUCUUCCACCACCCCAACAAGACCCGCAUCAGCUGCGCCAACUUUGAGCAGGUCACCCUGCCCGGGCCCGGCGAGGGCGACGGCAGCGACGAUGGCAGCGACGAUGGCAGCGACAACGGCAGCGGUGACGGCGACGACGACAACUCGGCCCCGUCCACCACGUCGGUCCCCUCCGCCAUCAUCACCCCGCCCCCCAGCAACACUGGCAACGGCACCGUGCCGCCGCCGCCCCCCACCAGCAGCAUCGAGACUGCCGGCGCGGCCGGGCUCAAGGUCGGUGCCGCCACCGCGCUGGUGGCCGCUGCCGCCUUUGCGAUGAUGCUCUAA
Messenger RNA from Chaetomium fimeti, 855 nucleotides. Its product is annotated as superoxide dismutase. The record is from RefSeq and is a predicted model, not a curated record. Gene Ontology annotation, biological process: superoxide metabolic process. Bases 1 to 855 code for a protein of 284 amino acids. Gene Ontology annotation, molecular function: metal ion binding. Lineage: Eukaryota; Fungi; Ascomycota; Sordariomycetes; Sordariales; Chaetomiaceae. The transcript has 3 exons.